GGACAGCGAACCAGCUGCCGGAGCGCCGCAAGGUCCGCGGGCCCACAGCUAGGGCUCCGGAGCGCUGCCGGCCAGGCGGGGCCGGGGAAGCGCAGCGGGACUCGGUUGGACGGCGCGGCCACGGAGACUGGCGCGGGUACAGCUCUGACGAGGGAAAAAAAGAGAUACCGCUUUGGGCAUUCUGAGCAUUCAGAAUGGAACCAGACAUAUCCUUGAAUGCCAUUAAGAUGAAAGCCAGUGACUUCCUGGAGAGGGCAGAACUGGACAGCGGAGGCUUCGGGAAGGUGUCUCUGUGUUUUCACAGAAACCAGGGACUCGUGAUCAUGAAAACAGUGUACACGGGGCCCAAAUGUACCGAGCACAGUGAGGCACUCCUGGAGGAGGCGAAGAUGAUGAACAGACUGAGACACAGCCGGGUGGUGAAGCUCCUAGGCGUCAUCAUAGAGGAAGGGAACUACUCCCUGGUGAUGGAGUACAUGGAGAAGGGCAACCUCAUGCACGUGCUGAAAGCCGAGAUGAGUACUCCGCUUUCUGUAAAAGGAAGGAUAAUUGUGGAAAUCAUUGAAGGAAUGUGCUACUUACAUGGAAAAGGCGUGAUACACAAGGACCUGAAGCCUGAAAAUAUCCUUGUUGAUGAUGACUUCCACAUUAAGAAGCUAAAGGAAGACCUAGCUCGGGUUAUGACUGGUGAUGAUGGUGCCAAAAGGCUCUACCAGUGUUUGGAAGGAAAGAUGGGAUGGGAUCAGGAGAUAACUGUCAGGCUAACUCAUAUCUUUUGGGGAAGAGUGGAAUUGAAUGGGAUCGCAGACCUCGGCCUUGCUUCCUUUAAGACGUGGAGCAAACUGUCUAAAGAGGAGCACAACGAGCUGAGGGAAGUGGACGGCACCUCCAAGAAGAACGGCGGCACCCUCUACUACAUGGCACCCGAGCACCUGAACGAUGUCAACGCAAGGCCCACAGAGAAGUCGGAUGUGUACAGCUUUGCCAUAGUACUUUGGGUGAUAUUUGCACAUAAGGAGCCAUAUGAAAAUGCUAUCUGUGAGCAGCAGUUGAUAAUGUGCAUAAUAUCUGGCAAUAGGCCAGAUGUGGAUGACAUCAUUGAGUACUGCCCAAGGGAAAUUAUCAGCCUCAUGAAGCUCUGCUGGGAAGCGAAUCUGGAAGUUCGGCCGACAUUUCCUGGCAUUGAAGAAACAUUUAGGCCUUUUUAUUUAAGUCAAUUGGAAGAAAGCGUAGAAGAAGACGUGAAGAGUUUAAAGAAAGAGUAUUCAAAUGAAAAUGCAGUUGUGAAGAGAAUGCAGUCUCUUCAACUUGAUUGUGUGGCAUUACCUCCUAGCAGGUCAAAUUCAGCCACAGAGCAGCCUGGUUCUCUGCACAGUUCCCAGGGAUUUGGGAUCGGUCCUGUGGAGGAGUCCUGGUUUGCUCCCUCCCUGGAGCACCAGCAGGAAGAGAAUGUGCCCAGCCUGCAGAAUAAACUCCAGGAGGAAACCAACUACCAUCUCUAUGGCAGCCGCAUGGACAGGCAGACGAAACAGCAGCCCAGACAGAGUGUGGCUUACAACAGAGAGGAGGAAAGGAAACGAAGGGUCUCCCAUGACCCUUUUGCACAUCAAAGACCUCGUGAAAAUUUUCAGAAUACAGAGGGAAAAGGCAUUGCUUAUUCUGGUGCAACCAGUCAUGGUAAUGCAGUAUACCAGCCCUCAGGGCUCACUAGCCAACUUCAAGUACCAUAUCAGAACAAUGGAUCAUAUGGCUUACGUGGCUUUGGAGCAAGACCACUGGCUCAAGGAACAGCAGGUCCCAGAGUUUGGUAUGGGCCAAUUCCAAGUCAUCCGCCUAGUCUGUAUAAAAGCCCAGUGCCUGAGACCAACUUUCUAGGAAACACACCCACCAUGCCCUUCAGCUCCUUGCCACUACCAGAUGAAUCUAUAAAAUGUACCAUAUUCAACAGUAGUGGCAUUCAGAUUGGAGCCUACAAUUAUAUGGAGGUUGGUGGGAUGAGUUCAUCACUAUCAGAUAACACAAAUGUGAACUUUAAAGAAGAGCCGGCUUCUAAGUACCAAGAUAUCUUUGAUAAUACCACUAGUCUGACUGAUAAACACCUGGACCCAAUCAGGGAAAAUCUGGGAAAGCAAUGGAAAAACUGUGCCCGUAAACUGGGCCUCACACAAUCUCAGAUUGAUGAAAUUGACCAUGACUAUGAGCGAGAUGGACUAAAAGAAAAGGUUUACCAGAUGCUUCAAAAGUGGCUGAUGAGGGAAGGCAUUAAAGGGGCCACAGUGGGGAAGCUGGCCCAGGCACUCCACCAGUGUUCCAGGAUCGACCUUCUGAACCACUUGGUCUACAUCAGCCAGAACUAACCCUGGACGGACUUUGGCAGGUCAAGCGACUCCUCACUUAGUGAAUUGCUGGAGACCCCAAGAAUGUGGGACGUGACCAACUCAGUAUCCCUCUGGAGGCUAUAUGAGUAAACAGCAAACUGUCCUCAUGAAACCAGGAUGUCAGCUGCCAGACGGAAAGUUGAGGGCAGUUGCGCCCCAGGUCCUGUGCUCCUUGAGGCUAUCUGUGCUCCUUGAGGUUAUCUACCUAAAUAUCUGUAAUCUGUUGGACAAAGGAAGCAGUACCUGUAUUAAUUCAAGUUCACCUCCUCCUCCCUAUUCACUUUGCUUAAAUACGAAGGGCUGUAAAAGCUCAGGGCUUUUGUUCACUAGAAGCAAAGAGCCCCCUGACCCCUUCUUUCAAAUAGAACCUUUUGUCUUUGUCUUCAAUUCCUAAGUUGGCUGCCUCAGAGCAUUCAGAAUUGUCCUCACUGAUAGGGGUUCUGUGUCCACAGAAAUAUUGUUUCCUAUAUUUCAUAGCUGGAGAAUGGGGAAAGAAAUCUGGAGCAAAAGGGUCUCACUCUGUUGCCCAGACUGGUCCCAAACUUCUCGACUCAAGUGAUCCUCCCACCUCAGCCUCCCAAAGUGCCAUGAGCCAUUGUGCCCAGCCAACAAUCCACUGUGAGGAAAGUGAGGCAGGAAGACCUCUUAAUGGCAUAGCACCAAUCAAAACAUGACUCCUAACUGGGUUUGGAAAUGAAGGGAAGAGAUGUCUGAGGAAGAUCCUUUUAUUUCAGCUUAUGCCGUUUUCUAGAGUUUUGUUGAGACGAGAAGAAAAACUCAAGAGAACAUAAAAUCAGCUUUUAAAAUUCUGUGCUGUGGUCUUCACAAAGGUUCCUGUUAUAACCAAAGUACAGUAGAACUCUAAGCCCUGCUCAAAGAGAUUUGUUUGUAUCACAACUGCAGCUCAUUGCCAAAUUACAGGGUCUGUAUUACAAUUUGAUACAGUAUCAAAUACUGUGUCAGUCACUAUAGGCUGUAAGAAUCACAUGCAGUCUUCAUUAAAUUAUCGAUUAUUUUUUAAAUUAAUUGAAUUUAUAGUCAGUUAAUUUUUAAAUUAACUGAACAGAUUUAAAGAGGUACUAAGGAGGGGGAAAAAUCAUGGGGAGGGAAAGACCAGAAUUUCCCAGGCAGUUAUUGCAAGGAAUUGCUACCAACUGUGACAACAACAAAAAUUCUUGAUUGACUUUUAAAGCUCUUUCCUGGCAUUCUGGUACUUUCACUCAGCCUGGGUGCCCUGGAGAGGGAAUAGGGAAUGUUGAUCUCCACCCCUGGAUGAGACCAGAACCUUAAGGCUGAUACUGCUGAGUGGCUUCCUCGGUUUACUCCUGCGUACUGUGAAAGUAUUUUCAUAUUUUUUCUGUGUGCCAGAGUAAAAAAGGACAGCUUCUGGGUCUGGUAAUGGUGCCUCUGGCAGCCUUUCAAAGCUCACCUGAAACCCGGGGGUGGAUGAAAGAACAAGAAGACUGAAGCUGGGUGGGCUGCUCAGUGUCUCCGCUGGCAUUUUGCUAAACAGAGAGGGAAGGCUGUGUGCUUAGCUCUCCCCAGAGGGAGGGCGAGAAGGGUGUGGUGAUGGUCAGUCUGGCUGUCAGAACCGAUUCUGGUGUCUUGGGCUGAUAACAGUGUUGUGGAUUCUGAUUCUGAAUCCCCUUGACUCCAGCAGACACAUCCAUACCCCUGAAAUGGAGCUGCGCAACAGGCUGUCUCAGCCUUGGCACUGUUGAUGUCCCUGGCUGGGUAAUUCUCUGUUGUGGGGACUGUCCUGUGUCUUGUAGGAUGUUUGGCAGCAUCCCUUCCCCUACCUACUAGAUGCCAGGGGCACUGAUCUCCCCCUCCUCCCUCCCCCAGUUGUGACAAAAAUGUCUGUAAACGUCAAAUGGUCCUUGGAAAGAAGAUUGCCCCGGUUGAGAAGAGCAUGCUGUAAAGUAAUGAGCCUCGGCUCUCCUGUCCGCACCCUUCCAGCUACUACUUGGCUGCCAUGCAGCCUUGGAUCCUGCAGCCCAAAAGGGAGAAGGGAGGGGAGGGGCCGGGCUUUGCGGGAGGGGCCUGGGUGAUUUCUGUGUGCUCCUUGUACCAUCUUCCUAAUGGUGUUAUCAAAUCUCUUAAUUUCCAAAGAGGUUGAAUAAUCAAUGUUAAAAGGCAAAAGGGCAAGACAUUUUUUAACACACUGUUUAAAAUAAAAUUUUAUGCCUCAACUAUA
Molecule: messenger RNA, 4575 nt
Organism: Cebus imitator (Panamanian white-faced capuchin)
Lineage: Eukaryota; Metazoa; Chordata; Mammalia; Primates; Cebidae
Gene: RIPK1
Product: receptor interacting serine/threonine kinase 1
Exons: 12
Coding region: 195-2357 (720 amino acids)
Biological process (GO): signal transduction; protein phosphorylation
Molecular function (GO): protein binding; JUN kinase kinase kinase activity; ATP binding
Source: RefSeq, a predicted model, not a curated record